AUGCUUCGAGGAUGCUCCUCGGUCUUCGGUAGGUCGAUCCCCUUCGUCCGCCACAAUUCCUCGUUUCCCGUCCAGAGCUUCGCCGAACUCGCCAGUCGCCCGACCUCGCGGCACCAGAUUUACCAGUCGGUAUCGACGGACCCGUACGUCAAUCUCUCAAUUGAGCACUUUCUGUUGGAGAACGCGCCCGCGGACUCCAGUAUACUUUUUCUCUACAUCAACAAGCCCUGCGUGGUCAUUGGCCGAAAUCAGAACCCAUGGCUAGAGACAGAUCUCCGCGCGUUAUACAAUGAUCGCAGGCCGACUACGAGCGAUUCCGACGCGGCGCUCUACGUGCGGCGAAGGUCAGGAGGUGGAGCUGUAUUUCAUGAUGAGGGAAAUCUGAAUUAUAGUGUGAUAUCGCCGCGCACUUCAUUUACCCGUAACAAGCACGCUGAAAUGGUGGUCAACGCUCUUCAUCGCGUCGGAGCUCUGGGCACGAGCGUGAACGAACGACACGAUAUCGUCCUGGCGUCCAAGGAACAAGACAGAGGAAGUACACCCAGGAAGGUCUCUGGCUCCGCCUUUAAAUUAACGCGAGACCGAGCACUUCAUCACGGCACCUGCUUGCUCGACUCGCCCAACAUCCACGAUCUCGGCCGGUUCCUGCGCUCCCCGCGCGAGAAUAUAUCCAGGCAAAAGGAGUUGAGAGUGUUCGGUCUCCGGUUGGAAACGUUUCGAGCGCCCUAG
Messenger RNA from Penicillium chermesinum, 729 nucleotides. RefSeq names its product lipoate--protein ligase family protein. Gene Ontology annotation, cellular component: mitochondrion; cytoplasm. Lineage: Eukaryota; Fungi; Ascomycota; Eurotiomycetes; Eurotiales; Aspergillaceae. Gene Ontology annotation, molecular function: lipoyltransferase activity. Gene Ontology annotation, biological process: protein lipoylation. The record is from RefSeq and is a predicted model, not a curated record. The transcript has a single exon. Bases 1 to 729 code for a protein of 242 amino acids.